CCUCCUCGGAGCUGCAUGUGUCCAGUUCUGCAGCAACCCAAGAACAAGCUGCUCUCACUGUUUACCAGCCAGAGGGAGUCUGACUGCUGCUGCUUGAUUCCACCUCCGUCAGGUCUGUUGCUGUCUGUUGUUCCAGCCUCAGAAAUCACAGGGAAACUGACUGGUGUGAAGUCUGCACUCACCAUGUCGGACACCGAGGAAGUGGAACAGUACGAGGACGAGGAAGCCCAGGAGGAGGUAGUAGAAGUAGAAGUAGCCCCUGAGGCGGAGGCCCAGGUAGAAGCAGAGCCAGAGGUAGAGCCUGAACCAGAACCAGAACCCGAACCAGAGCCCGAGCCACAGGAGGUGGUGCAUGAGGAGGAAGAGGCCUAUGAAGAGGAAGAGGAGGGCGAUCAAGAUGAGGAGAAGCCAAAGUUCAAACCUUCUGCUCCGAAGAUCCCUGAUGGCGAGAAAGUGGACUUUGAUGACAUCCAGAAGAAACGCCAAAACAAGGACCUGGUUGAGCUGCAGUCGCUGAUCGACGCUCACUUCGAGUGCAGGAAGAAAGAAGAAGAAGAACUCAUUGGUCUCAAAGAUCGAAUUGAGAAGCGUCGAGCUGAGAGAGCCGAGCAGCAGAGGAUUCGUAGUGACCGAGAUAAAGAGCGACAGGCCAGACGGGAGGCUGAGCGGCAGAGGAAGGAGGAUGCCGACGCCCAGAGGAAGGCUGAGGAUGACGCUAAGAAGAAGACCGCACUGAGCAACAUGGGGUCAGGCUACAGCAGCCACCUGCAGAGGAUCGACCAGAAGAGAGGCAAGAAGCAGACCGAGAGAGAAAAGAAGAAGAAGAUUAUGUCAGAAAGAUGCAAACCACUGAGCGUCGCAGACCUCAGCGAGGACAAGCUGAGGGAAAAGGCGAAGGAGCUGUGGGAGUGGCUGCACAGCCUGGAGGCCAUUAAAUACGACCACUGUGAGAAGCUGAAGAGACAGAGAUACGAGGUCAUUUCUCUCAGAAACCGUAUCGACGAGCUGCAAAAACACAGCAAGAAGGGCGCCGCCUCGCGCCGCAGGAAGUGAGCGGCUCCUCGUGGCGGUCCGGCCAACAGGAGGCGCGUUCCCUCGGCUACAGGAGCGGCUCGAACAUCAGCAACAUCUGCAGCAUUGAGCGGACGCCUCAUCGCCUGUGUUUGUUUGAGUCAGAGUGUUUUCUGGAUGAAUUUAGCUACAAUAAAAUUACAUAAAUAUUAAAAAUGUUCUCAAAGUAUUUGUGUUAAAAAAUAAAAAAUUGUAACGGUUGAGACAAUAAAAUGCCAGAAUUCUU
Messenger RNA from Hippoglossus stenolepis (Pacific halibut), 1297 nucleotides. Its product is annotated as troponin T, fast skeletal muscle isoforms. Gene Ontology annotation, molecular function: troponin I binding; tropomyosin binding; troponin C binding. The coding region runs from base 16 to 1053 and encodes 345 amino acids. The record is from RefSeq and is a predicted model, not a curated record. Gene Ontology annotation, cellular component: troponin complex. The transcript is spliced from 17 exons. Gene Ontology annotation, biological process: regulation of muscle contraction; sarcomere organization; muscle contraction. NCBI's taxonomy places the organism in Eukaryota, Metazoa, Chordata, Actinopteri, Pleuronectiformes, Pleuronectidae.